GUGCCAUUCUCCCUUGGGAUCUACAAGAUGAAGCUGGUUGCAACAAUCCUGGUAUGUGUGAGCGUGGUCUCGCGAGCGUGGGCGCAGGAUGGCUCCUUCAUCCUGGAUUCACGGGGCGUGGAGGUGGAGCAGGGACUCCAGCCUUCCGUCGAACUCUUCCAGAACCACCAAGCCUUCUCCGAGGCUUUUCAAGAACGUGCUGAAGAACUAGCAACACAAUACAGCCUUGGCCAAGUCGAAUACAAUGAUCCUAACCCAGAAUAUACUUGGGCUUAUGAAGUCGACGCCAGAUCGACUGGGGACAUGAAGUCUGCCCGAGAGGAACGUCGAGGUGACGUGGUCGUGGGUCAGUACUCGGUCAUGGACCCCGACGGCUCUCUGCGCGUGGUCGACUACUCGGUGGCUCCCGGCACAGGCUUCCAGGCCACCGUCCGCAAGGACCUUUCUGACGGUACGAGCCAGACAAGCCGUGGUCAGCUUCAGCAAUACAGCCGAUACGAUUUGCAGAACCAACAGCGUGACAACAGCCAGAGCCAGUUCCGCAGUGAAUUCGAGAAUCAGAGUAACCGCCAGCAAUUUCCGCCAGCUGAACGCCAGCAGUUCAGAACCAGCAGAGUAACAGCCAGCAGUCCAGAACCAGCAGAGUCAGCAGUUCCAGAACCAGCAGUGAACCAGCAGUUCCAAAGCCAGCUGAACCGCCAGCAGUUCCAGAGCCAGCUGAACCGCCAGCAGUUCCAGAACCAGCAGAGUACUCGCCAACAGUUCCAAAACCAACUGAACCGCCAGCAAUUCCAGAGCCAACUAAAUCGUCAGGAAUUCCAGAACCAGCAAACUAACCGCCAGCAGUUCCAAAACCAACUGAAUCGCCAGGAAUACCAGAACCAGCAAAGUAACCGCCAACAGUUCCAAAAUCAACUGAACCGCCAGGAGGAAUACAAGAACCAACAAAGUAACCGACAACAGUUCCAGAACAGACUGAACAGCCAACAGUUCCAGAACAGACUGAACAGCCAACAGUUCCAGAACCAGCAGAGUAAUCGCCAACAAUACCAGAACCAAGUGAACCGCCAGCAGUUCCAGAACCAACUGAAUCGUCAGGAAUUCCAGAACCGAGCAAACAAUGCUUUGCAGUUUUCGACUCAGUCAGAACGUCGUCAGUCGCAAAACGGUCGCCAGCAGUUCCAGAGCCAGACCGCCAGACAGCAAUCUCAGCUCACUCCCGAACUGAACACCGCGCCUGGUUCCGGAGUCCUCCUCAAGAGCGCCCUCGCCAGAGCCAGCAACUACAACCAGCGUUUCAACGAGAAUCUGCUGAGCGGACAGAACCAGAACAGCCGAUUCGCUGGUCAGGCGCGAUACACCGAGAGAUAUGGCAGCAGCCUCAAUCAGUUCGCCCAAAACCGGGAUCAGUACAACCAGAAUUCCAACCAGUACAGCCAGAGCAACAAUGAGAACCGCAGCCAAAGAAGGCCGUAUUCCAAUGACCAGUUCAGCCGUGACCGCUACCAGAGCAACCAGCAGGGUCAAUACAACAGUCGAACCCAGUUCAACAACGAGGACCAAUACACUACACAGAACCAAUACAACCAGAACCAAUACACCAGACAGAACCAAUACAACCAGAAGCAAACCACCAGGCAGAACCAGUACACAACCCAGAACCGGUACAACAGUCAGAAUCAGUACAACGAGAACCAAUACACUAGGCAAUACCAGAGCAAACAGAACCAGUACAACAAUCAGAACCAGUUCAACAGCCAGAACCGGUACACUAACGAGCGCACUUCCCAGUCGUCUAACUCCCAGAACUACUACCCUAUCAGCGUCGUCUUGGCCUAGAUGACCAAACUCUGAAAUCAACCACAGCCUUGACGACCUUUGCCUGACCCCGUAUUGACUCCUACAGGCUGGAGGAUCCUGUGUAUCCUAUGCAGGACCUUGGCAUGCCGUGUUCAGUUCUCCAAAUUCCGCUGACGUUGAUCAAAAUUCACAAUCAGCUUAUUGUGCAAUCUUUGACCAUGAAUGCAGCCUUAGAUCUGGAGAUUGGUAAUUAAACUGGUUUACAAAACAGUACAAGCUCUUUUUUCGUUAAAUUGCAAUGUCUAUGAGCGUUUUUAAUAAAAGGUUUUUGCAUACUA
Penaeus vannamei (Pacific white shrimp) is the source of this 2138-nucleotide messenger RNA. RefSeq names its product protein kinase 4. Lineage: Eukaryota; Metazoa; Arthropoda; Malacostraca; Decapoda; Penaeidae. The record is from RefSeq and is a predicted model, not a curated record.